Molecule: messenger RNA, 1391 nt
Organism: Rhizophagus irregularis DAOM 181602=DAOM 197198
Lineage: Eukaryota; Fungi; Glomeromycota; Glomeromycetes; Glomerales; Glomeraceae
Source: RefSeq, a predicted model, not a curated record
AUGUCUAACACUUCUGUAAGUAAUAGCAGUAUGAUAGAUUCUGGUCCUCUAAUCAAAGGCAUAAAUGUUCGAGCAUUCGCAGAAAAAAUUUACACUAUACCAGAAGUUAUUUCUGAAAUUCGAGAUAAACAUUCUCGUGAUUUUUUAAAUCAAAUUUCAUUUGAUCUUCAGAUUAAAGUACCUUCAGACGAGGCAUUAAGAGAAGUUGUAAAUUUCUCAAAAAAAACUGGCGAUUUUGCCAGUUUAUCUGCUGUAGAUUUGAGAGUUUUGGCAUUGACUUAUAUGUUGGAAGUUGAGACUAAUGGUACUAAACGGUUAAAAAAGGAGCCCGUCAAAAAACCUUUAAAUAAAUCUGAAUCGAUGGAAAUUAUUAAUAAACAGGAACAGCAGCAACGAAUUGAUGAACCAAAUUUAGUGUCAAAUUUGGAAAGUUUGAAACUCGCAGAUAUUACAGUUGAAUUUUCAAGUUCAGAAGGAACGGAUCAUCAAAGAGAUGCUGUUAGCAACCUUUACCAAGUUGAAAAUUCUGAACAAUUGAAUAAUAUUGACUUUAAUAAUGAUUGUUCCUUAUCAAAGGAUGAACCAAUUGUAGAAAUUUCAACGCAUAAGCUGAAAGACGAAGAAUAUGACGAUGAUGAUAUUGGAUGGAUAACUCCAGAUAAUAUCGAUGAUUAUCAAGCAAAAGAACAUGAAUUUCCCAUCGAUUUGAAGAAAGAUAUGUUAAAAUUGCUUGGAAAGAGAAUUAGAAAAGUGAAAAAUUGGGUUCUUAGAUGUCAUGCUUGUUUCAAAAUAACUACAAAUACGGAGAAAAAAUUUUGUCCUAACUGUGGAAAUGCAGCUUUGAUUCGUACAUCAACAAGUACGGACGCGAAUGGUAACGUGACAUAUUACUUGAAAAAGAAUUUUCAAUAUAAUUUACGCGGAACCAAGUAUUCAAUCCCAGAACCGAAAAGUGGUCGUAAUGCUAAUAAUAUUAUUCUCCGAGAAGAUCAAAAGGAAUACCAAAAAGCAUUAAAGAACCAAAGAAAACAAAAGGAAAUUGAUAUAUUUGAUCCAGAUUAUAUUCCAAAACUUUUAAUUGGAAUAAGUAAUUCAAAUUCCAUUUCCCCUGUAAUCGGUUAUGGUCGUAGAAAACCAAAGGGAGAAAAAAGCGAUAAAAAAUUUUUACAAAAUGUAAAGCCCCUAUAAUCAUAUAAAUCACGUCACUUAUCUGCAUGCACGAAUUUCAGUAAUAAAUAAAUUAUUUAAUUAAAUUACUUUCUUCCUGAUAGUUAAGUAAAAAAAGUUCAUUCGAUUCUACAUGCUAUCACAGCCAUAUAAAUAUAUAUAUGACAGCAACAUUAUUUUCUAUAAGAAUUAUUUUAAUUUCUACCACAUAUUUUACAAAUUCU